AUGAGCGGUCGGGAACCGAGUACAAUCUACAGUCAGCCGGCCAACACCGGUUCGGGCAUUCACGAGAACACGCAACUCGCUUCCGCAAUCGAUGCACUUAAACACCAUUCGAAUCCUGUCCGUCUUGAAGACUUUGCGCUUUCGCAAGGUCUCCCUGCCCUACUCAACCCGAACAGCGGCCUUUUCCAGCGGUUCAGGUCGCACGAUCGUGUCACAUACGAUGCUAAGACGGACCUAUACAUGUACAAGCCGGACUAUGAUCUGCGAACACCUGCGGAUCUCGUAGCACUCCUCAAAGAAAGGUUUUUGAACCCAGGUGGCAAUGGGGCGAGAAACUCUUCGGCAGCAGGAAUGAGGCUGGCAGAGCUGAGAGAGAGCUAUCCUGCCGCAAGGGACGCAAUCGAAGAGCUUGGAAAGGUAGAGCCAAAGGAGGAUAGGGAAGUGCUGAUCUUGCGAGGACAAAGAGAUGGCGCAAUCAAGCAGGUGUUUUGGAACCCGCUUCGGGGGAAAGAUGCCAAAGGUGUAGAUGAUGAAUUCAAAGAGCUCUGGCACGAAUUAAAGGUACCAGAUCUCGUCGACCUCCCCAAGGAACUCGAACGCGAAGGUCUCUCGACCACAGACAUGCUCGACGCUCCCAUCUCAGCAGCUCAGCUCGCUGCUAAUGCUAAGAACAAAAAGAAGAAGAAGGGUACCGGCGCACGCCGUUUCAAAUUGCAAAACACGCAUUUGGAAGGCGUCGACCUUUCGCAGGACUUUAUCAAACCCUCCUAG
Messenger RNA from Mycosarcoma maydis (corn smut), 771 nucleotides. RefSeq lists its product as uncharacterized. The coding region runs from base 1 to 771 and encodes 256 amino acids. Gene Ontology annotation, biological process: transcription initiation at RNA polymerase II promoter. The record is from RefSeq and is a predicted model, not a curated record. Gene Ontology annotation, cellular component: transcription factor TFIIE complex. The transcript is spliced from 2 exons. Lineage: Eukaryota; Fungi; Basidiomycota; Ustilaginomycetes; Ustilaginales.